CUGUAGUCACCAUCGGCUUCUUGAAACUCAGAAUUUCAGAACGACAAUGGCAGCUCAGCUCAUAAGCGGGAAAGAGGUUUCAGCGCAGGUGAGGCAGCGCCUGAAGAAGGAUGUGGAGCAGAUGAAACUCAAAGAUCCAGACUUCACACCUGGUCUGGUGGUUUUACAGGUCGGAGACCGCGACGAUUCAAAUCUAUACAUCAGCAUGAAGCUGAAAGCAGCAGCAGAGAUUGGGAUCAAUGCAACACAUAUGAGGCUCCCAAAGACGGCAACAGAAGAAGAGGUUCUUCAGAGCAUCAAAGAGGUGAACGAGAACUCCUCCGUCCACGGCCUCAUCGUGCAGCUGCCUUUAGACUCAGUCCACAAGAUCGACACCCAGAAGGUCACGAACUCUGUGGCACCGGAGAAAGACGUAGACGGACUGACCAGCACCAAUGCAGGGAAGCUGUCCCGCGGUGACCWGGGCGACUGCUUCAUCCCCUGCACCCCAAACGGCUGCAUGGAGCUGAUCAGACAGACAGGCGUGACCGUGGCGGGGAAGAGAGCGGUGGUGAUGGGUCGCAGUAAGAUUGUUGGCGCGCCGAUGCACGACCUGCUUCUGUGGAGCCACGCGACGGUGACCACCUGCCACUCUAAAACUGCAGAUCUUGCUGGAGAGGUGAGCAAAGCAGACAUCCUGGUUGUCGGUAUUGGAAAAGCAGAGAUGGUGAAAGGAGAGUGGAUCAAGAAGGGGGCGGUGGUCAUCGACUGUGGCAUCAAUACCAUCACAGAUGAGACGAAGCCCAGCGGGAAGCGGGUGGUGGGUGACGUCCACUUCGCCUCGGCCAAGGAGCAGGCGGGCUUCAUCACCCCGGUGCCGGGCGGAGUGGGACCCAUGACCGUAGCCAUGCUGAUGGCGAAUACAGUGCUGAGCGCAAAACGUUUCCUGGACAGCCAUCAGCCUGGGAAGUGGGACAUUUCUUACACCAAGCUCCACCUCCAGAAGCCCGUGCCAAGCGACAUUGUGAUUUCUCGCUCCUGCGUGCCCAAGCCCAUCGACCUUCUGGCCAGGGAGGUGGGCUUGCUUCCUGACGAGGUGGAGCUGUACGGCAAGACCAAGGCCAAGGUGCAGCUGAGCAUCAUCAAACGGCUGCAGUCGCAGCCGGACGGCAAAUAUGUGGUGGUAACGGGCAUCACRCCCACUCCUCUGGGUGAAGGUAAGAGCACCACCACCAUCGGCUUGGUUCAGGCCAUGGGAGCCCACAUGAAGCUCAAUGCCUUCGCUUGUGUUCGACAGCCCUCCCAGGGACCCACCUUUGGCAUUAAAGGAGGCGCUGCAGGCGGCGGCUAUUCUCAAGUCAUUCCAAUGGAAGAGUUCAACCUCCAUCUGACUGGUGACAUUCACGCCAUCACAGCUGCCAACAACUUGGUGGCCGCCGCCAUCGACGCUCGCAUAUUCCACGAGGCCACGCAGUCCGACAAGGCUCUGUAUAACCGCUUGGUCCCAGUCAGUGGAGGAAAGAGGACGUUCUCCCCAAUCCAGCUCUGCAGAUUGAAAAAACUGGGGAUAGAGAAGACCGAUCCUUCCACUCUAACAGAUGAGGAAAUUACCCGCUUUGCCCGCCUGGACAUGAACCCAAGCUCUGUUACCUGGCAGAGAGUUUUGGACACAAAUGAUCGAUUCUUGAGGAAAAUCACCAUCGGACAGUCGCCGACUGAGAAGGGACACACAAGAGAGGCCCAGUUUGACAUCACAGUGGCGAGCGAGAUCAUGGCCGUCCUCGCCCUCACCAGCAGCCUCCAGGACAUGCGACAGCGCCUGGCCAAGAUGGUUGUAGCCACCAGCCGAGGCGGAGAGCCCAUCACCACCGAGGACCUGGGCGUGAGCGGAGCCCUGACUGUGCUGAUGAAAGAUGCCAUCAAGCCAAACCUGAUGCAGACGCUGGAGGGAACGCCUGUGUUCGUUCACGCCGGCCCUUUUGCAAACAUCGCUCACGGAAACUCGUCCAUUCUGGCUGAUAAAAUCGCCCUGAAGCUGGUCGGACCCGAGGGCUUUGUGGUGACGGAGGCCGGGUUCGGUGCCGACAUCGGCAUGGAGAAGUUCUUUAACAUCAAGUGCCGCUACUCGGGCCUGAGGCCCCACGUGGUGGUUCUGGUGGCGACAGUUCGGGCUCUGAAGAUGCACGGUGGAGGACCAACGGUCACUGCUGGGAUGCCACUGCCUAAGGAAUAUGUGGAGGAGAACCUGGAGCUGCUGAAAAAUGGCUGCAGCAACAUGAAGAAACAGAUAGAAAAUGCCAAACACUUUGGUGUGCCGGUGGUGGUGGCUGUCAAUGCUUUCAUGACGGACACAGAGGCUGAACUGGACUUGGUCUGCAGCCUGGCCAAAGGUUCCGGAGCUUUUGAUGCGGUCCGAUGCUUCCACUGGGCUGAAGGUGGAGCCGGCGCCGUGGCCCUCGGUCAGGCCGUCCAGAGGGCCAGCGAGGCCCCCAGCAGCUUUAAAUUCCUUUAUGAUUUAGAGCUUCCUGUUGCUGACAAGAUUCGGAUAAUCGCUCAGAAGAUCUAUGGAGCCGAUGAUAUUGAGCUUCUUCCUGAAGCCCAACACAAGGUGGAGCUGUACACCAAACAGGGCUUUGGUAACCUUCCGAUCUGCAUGGCCAAGACACACUUGUCUCUGUCUCAUGAGGCAGAGAAGAAAGGCGUGCCCACCGGUUUUGUGCUGCCGAUUAGAGACAUCCGAGCCAGUGUGGGCGCUGGUUUCCUCUUCCCGCUGGUUGGAACCAUGCCCACAAUCCCCGGUCUGCCCACCCGACCCUGUUUCUACGACAUCGACCUGGACCCUGAGACUGAGCAGGUCAGCGGGCUCUUCUAAAGGAACCUCCUCUGCUCUGGUUGGUGGUACUAAAGACUAAACAUUCCUGACGACCCCCCCCCCCCACACACACACACACACACACACACACACACACACUGGACGAGUUCUGACUGGAGGUGCCUCGAGUUGCUGCUGCUCGCGUGUAAAGAUGUGCUUUUCCACGAAAGCUGUGAGACAAUGAGUCCAGAACCAGUCCAGACAACAGUCUUUGUUGUCUGAGACGAGCCGUUCUGCUGAAAUCACAAACUCCUCCGUUAAAUUUCUGACUUAUUUUCAAAGAUAACUUUUUAAACAAC
Molecule: messenger RNA, 3150 nt
Organism: Austrofundulus limnaeus
Lineage: Eukaryota; Metazoa; Chordata; Actinopteri; Cyprinodontiformes; Rivulidae
Gene: mthfd1b
Product: methylenetetrahydrofolate dehydrogenase (NADP+ dependent) 1b
Exons: 28
Coding region: 47-2851 (934 amino acids)
Biological process (GO): tetrahydrofolate interconversion
Cellular component (GO): cytosol
Molecular function (GO): ATP binding; methenyltetrahydrofolate cyclohydrolase activity; formate-tetrahydrofolate ligase activity
Source: RefSeq, a predicted model, not a curated record